Messenger RNA from Magnusiomyces paraingens, 1020 nucleotides. RefSeq lists its product as uncharacterized. The record is from RefSeq and is a predicted model, not a curated record. NCBI's taxonomy places the organism in Eukaryota, Fungi, Ascomycota, Dipodascomycetes, Dipodascales, Dipodascaceae. The coding region runs from base 1 to 1020 and encodes 339 amino acids. The transcript has a single exon.
AUGACUCUCGGAACAUCACCUAAGGACUUUAAUCCAAACUCUUUACCUUUCAACGAUCCGGAACAGAUCAGAAAAGUCGCAAUUGUUACUGGUGGAAAUAGUGGCAUCGGCUACUACACGGUCCUCCAUUUAUUUACUCAUGGUUGGGACGUCUACCUAGCUGCGCGUAAUCCAAAUAAAGCCGCAGAAGCCAUUUCCAAAAUCAAGGUGGAAGCCGAAAGCCGCAAAGGUGAAUUGCCUGCUCGCGCAGUUUUUGGGAAAAUAUACUUUGUUCAGCUGGAUCUUUCAUCUUUAGAAAAAACCAAAAAGGGUAUUGCCGAGUUUCUUUCCAAAGAGUCACAGCUUGACCUUUUGGUUAACAAUGCCGGAACUUUGGUUCUUCCCAUUGAACUCAAUGAAGACAAUCUUGAUGUUCAGAUUCAGACUAACCACGUUGGUCCAGUUUACCUUACAAUAAGCUUACUUCCUCUGCUUUUAAAGUCAAAGUGUGGACCCAGGGUUGUUUUUGUAUCUUCUCUUGGCCAUUAUUUCACUGAUGGACCUAAAGACCUUGGACGCGUUUACAAAUAUGCUCCGGGUAUUCUUUCAGCAUGGCUGCGAUACAGCAAUAGUAAACUUGCAAACAUUCAUGCUACAAGAGCUUUAGAAAAACGAUAUCCGUCUAUUUUAUGGUUGGCAGUUCAUCCGGGCAUAUGCACACAAACAAACAUUAACACUUUUUGGACGGGGCUACCUAUCGUGGGGCCGAUCAUUGGCUUUUUCUUCAAUUCUCUCCAAAACGUUGUUGGAAUUUCCAAUGAAGAGGGCGCUUACAAUUCUCUUUUUGCUUCUCUGUCACCAGACCUAACUUUUGAAGAAAACGGAGCAUACUUUAAUCCGGUAGGCUUUGAGACUCAAACCUCAAAAAUUGCUUCAGAUCCUGAAAGAAUACAAUACACCUGGGACUGGACCAUAGAAAAUAUUGUGAACAGUGGGUACUUGAGUCUGGAAGAAGCUAAUAAACUAGGUGUGUCAAUGUAA